This is a messenger RNA of Acanthoscelides obtectus, 1281 nucleotides long. The record is from the annotation of a GenBank genome assembly. Lineage: Eukaryota; Metazoa; Arthropoda; Insecta; Coleoptera; Chrysomelidae.
AUGCCAGUAUAUCCACUCAAAAAUGAAGCCCCAUCUUGGCAGAUCCCAUCUGCACAAGUUAACACGGAGCUAACUAAAUUUCACAAAAAGGAAACACCAACAGUACAACUGAGGUCUCAUUUUCAAGGUAUCCUGGAACAGUACACAUGUGCCGAAACCAUCUACACAGACGGUUCGAAAACUGCCUCAGGAGUUGGUUGCUCGAUUAUCAUAAACGGGGUAGCCCAUUUAUGGACUCUCCCACCAAUGACAUCGAUUUUCACAGCCGAACAGUAUGCAAUUUUACAGGCGCUUAAAUACUGCCAGAUAGAGUCAAAAAGCAACCUUACUCUUAUAGUCAGCGAUUCUUUGAGCACCCUAAACGCUAUGUCAAAUCGUUAUUCCCGUGAUCCGUUAAUCUUAGCAUGCCUUCAGACAUUAAAGGUGUUGAUGGAUGGCGACAAGAGGGUAGUCUUUAUAUGGGUACCAGGACACGUAGGUAUACUAGGAAAUGAACUGGCAGAUCAAUCUGCAAGGCAGGCUGCUGCCGCAACUGGAAUUGACUGUACAAUAGUGAAAGCACCAGACUUGAAAAUGAAAAUUAGACAAUGCAUAACAGAAGCAUGGCAAAGACAGUGGAACAAUGAACUUACUCAGCUAAGAACAAUAAAACCUGAUAGAGCCCCAUACGACACUCCACCUUGGACUAGGUCAAAGCCACAUAUUGAUAUUCGCCUUUCUGUAUUUCUUAAAAAUGAGACAGCACCCCAGGUGUAUCUCGCUCGUUUCAAACAAAUUACAGAUCACCUCCACGAUCAUCUCUUCAUAUACUCGGAUGGAUCUAAGAGCAGUACCGGAGUGGGAGCAUCAAUAGCAGUUAACAGUGUUUGCCACAUGUGGAGUCUGGAUCCGAUUUCAAGUAUUUUCACUGCAGAAUGUUAUGCCAUCUGGCAGGCACUUCUAUUCUUUGCAUUGUCAUCUAGCUUAGCGUGUUCGAUAGUAUCAGACUCUCUGAGUGUGAUCAGCUCCACAGGAAAUAACUUCACCAAGGAUGAAAGAAUAAGUCGAAUCUUGAACUUAACCAGCUCACUAGAAAAUGACCAUAAAAAAGUCCGUUUCAUAUGGGUACCUAGUCAUGUGAAUAUUAUCGGCAAUGAAUUGGCUGAUGCAGCGGCAAAGCAAGCAGCCACCAUGCCACCGGAUGAAGGCAUUCCUACUCCGCUAUCUGACUAUGUAAAACACUUAAAAGACACACAAAACAAGCAUGGCAGCACAAAAGGGACCUAUAUGACGGACACAUGA